Poeciliopsis prolifica (blackstripe livebearer) is the source of this 1810-nucleotide messenger RNA. RefSeq names its product translocase of inner mitochondrial membrane 10 homolog (yeast) (gene timm10). The record is from RefSeq and is a predicted model, not a curated record. The transcript has 2 exons. Gene Ontology annotation, biological process: protein insertion into mitochondrial inner membrane. Gene Ontology annotation, cellular component: mitochondrial inner membrane. Lineage: Eukaryota; Metazoa; Chordata; Actinopteri; Cyprinodontiformes; Poeciliidae. Bases 145 to 411 code for a protein of 88 amino acids.
GAAACGCUCCACACGUGUUUUAGCUGCGAGCUUUUGAAGGUUACAGGAGAAGCAGCGGCCGGGAUUUCUGUCCGCAGCAGAGGGUCAGAGGAGCGGCGUGGGUUGCGGUUGGAGGCCGGGGCAGAGCGGCACGGAGACGGAGACAUGGACCCCAUGAAGGCGCAGCAGUUGGCGGCGGAGCUGGAGGUGGAGAUGAUGGCUGACAUGUACAACCGGAUGACAAACGCCUGCCACAGGAAGUGCGUCCCACCACACUACAAGGAAGCAGAGCUGACGAAGGGCGAGUCGGUGUGCCUGGACCGCUGCGUGGCCAAAUACCUGGACCUUCACGAGAGACUGGGACGUAAACUCACAGAGCUCUCCGUGCAGGAUGAGGAGAUGAUGAGGAAAGCGGCGGUGGGGAGCGGAUAGAGACUUUGAAGAAAACAGCAUAUGUAUAGAGAAAUACAAGAGUUUGGGCUGGGAUGUGUGGAAUCUAACAGACUCAUGUCUUAAUAAGAGGGUGGGUAAAUCAAAAAUGUUAAGUUAAAGGUUUCGAGGGUCCAUUAAGAUGAGAUUGCAUCAGAGGAUGAUGCAAAUGGCAGCACUGAAAAAGUAAUGGAGGGAAGUGGUCCUCCACAAGCCUUUCUGGAUUUGGUUUCUUCUUCAGAUUUGCCUGAGAACUGCAGAGAACUGCAGAUGUCCUGGGAGGAAGGACGCAAGCUUACAUUUUGCGUUCAGAUUUAUGGCUAAUUUCAAGCUGUCUCUGGUCCAGAACCAUUCUGGAUCUGUUACUGAUUAUGAAAUGAACUCAUUUGUUUUUCUGUGUUUCAAGAAAAUAUGUAAACUCAUAAGAUUGCACGAGGUCGCAGACAUAGCCGGUCCAAGAUAUAAGUAACUGUAGCUGCUGCCCAGAUCCUCCAGACCAGCAGGGGGCACCAACAGGGCUUGUGUAUAGAAAUCUCAAAAUCUCAGAUUUGAAAAUAUAUUUAUUUAGUAUGAGCUUACUUUUGUAUUUGGGUCCCAAAUUUCUGAAUAUUAAAUUGAAAGAAAUAUUCAAUGUAAGGUAAGAUGGGAUUAAAAAAACUAACAAAUGAUGGAUGUUUGUUAGCAGUCAUGAUUUAAUGCCACCAACUUAAUUUGUUUUGCUUACAUUUGAGCUAGAUGGGUUUUUUUUAAAUUUACAUUUAACUUUAAAAAAAAUUAUUUUUAUUUUUUGUAAUUUCUCAUGAGCUCUCAAGCCCCUAUGUCCUGACUUCAAACUGUAUCAACCACACACCAGAUAUGAUGACAGAAUAAAUAAGUCUGAACUAAACCUGCCUACAAAAUGUAUUUACUGCUAUUUAUUUAGUAAUUAAUGGAAAAUGAUUAAUUCUGGACUCAAGGAACUCAUUCAUUCAUUAUCUUAGCAGGAAAGCAUCACACUAUCAAACUGAGGCAGACGACAAGAGAUAUCAGGGUUUGGGUCGGUGGGUGCGAUCUGCUCAGGGCCCCAAAUAUUCUAGGGUCGGCUCUGCUUGCAGGAUCUGUAUAGUUAAAGCUAUAUUAAGUUUACAACUAAUUUAGAAAACAGUGGCUGUUUCGGUUGAGAUUAAAUGUUUUUAACCAAGACACUAUGCAAUAGGUGCUCAUCAUUUCUUUUUUACGUCCAGCUGUUGCUCUGGUUCUUCCAGAUAAAAUGGACUUUGCUCUUUGUUGCGCUUGUGUUGACUUUGUUUGGCUCGUCGUGGACCACAGUGAUUUGUCAGUAAAAAAUUGUUCAUAUGCAAACCACACUGAUGGUCUGUUGUUAAUCACGCUCAAUAAAAACUGUACUGUGUUUAUCUUCUGA